Molecule: messenger RNA, 549 nt
Organism: Darwinula stevensoni
Lineage: Eukaryota; Metazoa; Arthropoda; Ostracoda; Podocopida; Darwinulidae
Source: the annotation of a GenBank genome assembly
AUGAAGCGUAUUGCCAUCAUCGCAGGAGAAGUAUCGGGAGAUUUGCUGGCGGCACGUCUGAUGCUGGCGCUGCGUGAGCGUUACCCAGAAUGUCAGUUUGAAGGUAUUGCCGGUGCUGAAAUGCAAGCCGCCGGUUGCCAGAGCCUGUUUCCGUUAGAAAAACUGGCGGUGAUGGGUUUGGUUGAGGUGCUGAAGCAUUUACCUGAAUUACUCGCCAUCCGUAAACAGUUAUUUGAACGCUGGCGUGAUGACCCACCUGACCUGUUCAUCGAGUUCGUUGGGCAUCCGCUGGCCGAUGAGGUGGAAUUUGAUGCUAGUCGGGAAAGUGCGCGGGCUGCUUUGGGGUUGCAGCAGGAUGCGCGUAUCCUUGCACUGCUUCCGGGGAGUCGGCGUGGCGAAGUGCAGCGUCUUGCCCCUGACUUUUUGCGGGCAGCCUUGCAAUUGCAACAAAAAUACCCUGAUAUACACUGGGUGACACCUGCGGCAAGCCCCGCUUUGCGGCUGGAAUUGGAAAGCAUCCGCCGACAGCUUACGCCUGAUUUAAGCCUC